Musa acuminata subsp. malaccensis (wild Malaysian banana) is the source of this 974-nucleotide messenger RNA. RefSeq lists its product as uncharacterized. Gene Ontology annotation, molecular function: zinc ion binding. The record is from RefSeq and is a predicted model, not a curated record. Lineage: Eukaryota; Viridiplantae; Streptophyta; Magnoliopsida; Zingiberales; Musaceae.
UCUGUUCGUUUCUGCUUCCUUUUCGAAAUCAUGUCAGGGAACUGAAGCAAACAAGAUAGAACAGAGGAAGGUUUGGACGACCCUCUUCCGCGUUUCUCUGAGGCAUUGUGGUCUUCAUGGAUCCUAGUAAAGGAAGUUUAUGAGAUCGAAUCUGGGCACUUGUACUUCAUGGCAAAAGGAGGGAAGUCCUUUCAAGAUACAGAAGGAAGGCCACAGCGCUCUCGGCCGAUGAAUGAGAGUGACGAAGAUAUCAACUGUUUCACUGAUGCAGAGGACGAGGCUUGGCAUUCUCCAUGUAAUUCAAGUUUUACCUGUUCGGCUUCCGACAUGUUGCGCUUCUCCUGUGCUUCCCAUUGCGAGAUCGAUGGAUCCCCUGAGGCUGGCAGUAAAUCCUAUGUCUCGGACCGUUCCCUUCAGGGCGACCUGGAAAGUGGGAUUUGGGAGAUUAAGAAAGGGGAUAAGGAUUGCAGGAUUUGCCAUCUCAACUUGGAGGAAGCUGCUCCAGAGUCGGGUGUUCAGAUUCUGCUGGGCUGCUCUUGCAAGAAUGACCUGGCUAUUGCCCAUAAGCUGUGCGCAGAGAAAUGGUUCAAGAUCAAAGGAAACAAGACUUGUGAGAUUUGUGGCUCAACUGCACAGAAUGUGGUGGUUUCAGAUGAGGCCGAGUUAAUUGAGCAAUCAAAUGAGGCUGAUACAACAAGAGCUCCACAUACACAAGCAACCGAAACACACGGCUUUUGGCAAGGCCACCGCUUUCUCAACUUCCUGCUUGCAUGUGUGGUGUUUGCCUUUGUUGUUUCCUGGCUCUUUCACUUUAACAUUCCUGGAUGACUGGAUAUGUUAUUAGUAACCAAUAUUAUGGUAAAGAAUUUAUAUUUUUAACUGGUUCAUCAAAUUAUGUUGCCUAAUAGGGACAGAGAUCUAUUUGUCAGCAAGAAUGUAAGUUUCUCUUGUCAAUUUGUGGCAGUAGAAAUCAA